Molecule: messenger RNA, 2075 nt
Organism: Asterias rubens (European starfish)
Lineage: Eukaryota; Metazoa; Echinodermata; Asteroidea; Forcipulatida; Asteriidae
Product: TRPL translocation defect protein 14-like
Exons: 12
Coding region: 543-1709 (388 amino acids)
Molecular function (GO): phosphatidic acid binding; phosphatidylinositol binding; GTP binding
Source: RefSeq, a predicted model, not a curated record
UUGCCAGUGUGACAAUUUUUUUAAUUUUAUCAAUUAGCCUUUUUGAGGUAUAGUGGACACAUAGCAGUGGACCGUUUGGUUUGGGUGUGUGAUGAGACAGAUUUAUCCAAACCUAUUAGAGCCUUUUUGAGGUAUAGUGGACACAUAGCAGUGCACUGUUUGGUUUGGGUGUGUGAUGAGACAGAUUUAUCCAAACCUAUUAGAACCAUAUUGGGUCCACCAUAUCUCAAAAUUGCUUAUUGCUGUAAGAGCUUUGGUCUUUCUUUCAGUAAAUGAUUGAGUGCAUCGAUCUACUUCUUGGAAUGUAGCUGUGACCUAUGAUCAAAUUAUUGAAGCCAGAGACGUAAUGGGGAUUUGUGGGGCUGUGGGUGUGGCAGAAGGGUUACUCAGUCUGGAAUUUGACACAGAUCAAACAAAUGUACAAUUUUCUACCACGGGAUAUAUAGAGUCUUUUUGCUUUCUAUGACCGGUAUUUGCUUUUCUUCUUGCAGUGCUGGAUUUCCCCCACUGUUUAGCCAAUAUUGGGAGAGCAGUUGCCUGCCAUGUCGAGAUACUUUGGAUUGAGUCGAACCAAGAUGGAAAAGGAGAGAAAAGUAUACAAAGUCGUUCUGACUGGAGGUCCAUGUGGAGGGAAGACAACUGGACAGGCUCACGUUAGAACCUUCUUUGAGAAUUUGGGAUACAAAGUGUAUAUGGUUCCAGAAACGGCUACUCAUCUAUUAUCUGGAGGAGUGAAAUUUCCAGAGCUAAGUGAGGAGGAAGCUUACACAUUUCAGGUGAACCUGCUAAAGACGAUGUUACAAACUGAAGAUACGUUUUUCACGCUGGCUGAAACCUGCAAGAAGAAAUGUUUGAUCAUCUGUGACCGUGGGGCUAUGGACGCCACAGCAUAUCUUCCUGAAGGGAAAUGGGAUGCAAUGAGGCAACAGUAUGGGUUUGAUAAUGUGGAUCUACGAGACAAAAGAUACGACCAGGUCAUACACAUGCAAUCAGCGGCGAUUGGAGCUGAUGAAUUCUAUAAUGGUUCCCAAGGUAACGCCACACGAUCGGAAAGCUGUGCAUUUGCAGUCAAGGUGGAUAACAUGACGAAACAAGCCUGGGUUGGACAUCCAUACUUUGAUAUUAUUGAUAACUCGACAGACUUUGAAGCUAAGAUUAAGAGAAUGAUCACGGCAAUAACUGAUCGUUUAGGAAUAGACAUCGGAGAUCGUUUGGCCAAGAACAGCGUCAAGCGGAAGUUUCUCAUCUAUGAAGUACCGGAUGAGAAUGUCUUUCCUCCAUUUGAAGACUUUGAAGUGAAGCACGAUUAUCUAGUCUCAUCAAGUGGUGGAACAAAAGCAAGGCUGAGAAAACGUGGACAAAAAGGUAUCUAUACCUACAUGCACACCGUAUGUCAUCCAGAAAUUACUAAGCAGGCAAUAACGAUCAGAACGCCUAUAACAUCCAAACAAUACCAGAUUCUACUGGCCCAGCGUGAACCAACAAGGUACCAGGUUGUCAAAACUCGUCGUUGUUUUGUAUGGAAUGACCAAUACUUCCAGAUGGAUAUCUACAGGGAACCAGACAAUGACAGAUGCAAAGACUUGGUACUUCUUGAGACUUACACCACCUUGAAAGGAAAUGACCUCAAACUUCCUGAGUUUCUUAAGAUCAGUAAAGAAGUUACAGCAGACAAAGAUUAUUCCAUGUUUAAUCUCUCCAAGAUCUAGAGAGAUCUGGAUACAAUGCAAAGCGGCUUUCUGAUGUGAGUAGAGAGUUAGAGUUACUACUGGUAGUAAAUCUAGGAAAGAUACAGUGUUGAUAAUUGACCUUAUACACAUUAUGGGUGCCCUCAACUAUAGGUCAUAAACAGGUUACUCAUUGGCCAAACCUGCGCGCCGCGCGUACAAAUCUCCAGUGUUUUGAUUGUUUUGUCAUCAUUUUACCUCUAAGAUGGCAGCUGGAUGCUUCAAUGCACAAGGUCUAUUCUUAACAAAGUGGAGUACGUUCUAGGAAUGUUAUAUUGUUCAAUUCCAGUGUGGCAAAACUAACAAAGGUAUCAAAAUGCGUUUGUCAAUUAGGAGGAUUUAUUGCAC